Molecule: messenger RNA, 744 nt
Organism: Zasmidium cellare ATCC 36951
Lineage: Eukaryota; Fungi; Ascomycota; Dothideomycetes; Mycosphaerellales; Mycosphaerellaceae
Exons: 4
Coding region: 1-744 (247 amino acids)
Cellular component (GO): plasma membrane
Molecular function (GO): acetate transmembrane transporter activity
Source: RefSeq, a predicted model, not a curated record
AUGACCAUCUCUCCUGAGCUGUUCGAGAAGCUCUACCUCCAGCCAAAGGUCCCUCAAUAUGCUCGAUUCGCCAACCCGACGCCUAUGGGACUCGUCGGUUUCGUGAUCUCGACCUUCACCUUUUCGAUGAUCUUGAUGGGCUGGGGCGGCGCGAGCGGGUUCCCGGCUGUUGUUGGUAUCUUCUUCUUCGUCGGACCUCUUAUGUUGACGCUGGCUGCCAUCUUCAACUGGAUCAUGGGCAACUUCUACCCUAUGAUGGCCACUUCGCUGUUCGCAGUCUUCUGGCUCUCUUUCGGCAUGCUCCAGCUCCCAACGCUCGGCCUGGCAGCAUACUACUCCUCGGACGGCACCAAUGCGACUGAGGGUGCUCAGAGCUCGGGAUACAAUACCGUCAUUGGUCUCUACUGCAUUGUCUGGGGCUUCGCUUUCUUGACCUACCUUAUCUUCGCUCUCAAGACCAACGCUCUCUUCGCCGGCAUCUUCUUCCUCGCUGCUGUGGCUGUCUGGACACUCGCCGGUGCCUACUUCAGCACGGCAACUGGCGACUACACGACCGCUGGAAGCUGCCAAACUGCCGCCGGUGCACUCCUCUUCGUCGUCUCGAUCCUCGGAUGGUGGAUCGUAGUCGCAAUGAUGGCCGCCGAGAUGCGCAUUGGCAUUAACGUGCCCAUCGGCGACCUGAGCCACUUCUGGGCCGACACCAAGGCUGCUGAGGCGGUUCACGAUGUUGAGAAGCAGGAGUAA